Messenger RNA from Cetraspora pellucida, 417 nucleotides. Lineage: Eukaryota; Fungi; Glomeromycota; Glomeromycetes; Diversisporales; Gigasporaceae. The record is from the annotation of a GenBank genome assembly.
AUGCAUAGGCAUGACAACAAGAAUGAUGACAUUAACAAGACAAUUAAUACACUAAAUGAAGAAGCGUCGGUCUCUAUACAAAUAAAAGAUGAAGAAAAUCAAUUCCAUAAUGCUUUGGAAGCAUUAACAAACUUUGUACCUUUCGCACCAUUAAUAGACAGAUUUAUAAAAUUAGGGAAAGAUAUUAUAACAUUAUAUCAAGAGGCUGAAUAUAAUAAACGCUUAUGUAGUUAUUUCACAAGACGGGUAAAUUUGGUUGUCGGAUUUAUAAAAAAUUUAGAAAUUCGAAGACAAGACUGUUUAGAAUUUUUUGUGGAACAAACUAAUCUUCAACUUAUAAAGGAUUUUAUAAAAUGUAUGCUUGAUGUUAGAAAAUUCAUUACAAAUGUUUCUCAAUCUGGUUCAUUUGGUAAAUAA